UUUCGUGGCUCUCUGGUUCAGAAGUUCUAAAGAGUGGGAGGCCUGUCUGUUGAGUCCCUGAACCCGUCGGCCCCACAAACCACAGCAGUGUGCAGCUAUGUCGGCCUGCAGGCUGAUGAGAGCCGUCAGAGUGAGUGAGUUCGGGGCUCCGUCAGUCCUCAGACUCUGCUCAGAUGUGACUGUCCCGCAGCCUGGACUCAGACAGGUGUUAAUUCGUGUGCAUGCCUGUGGAGUGAACCCUGUGGAAACUUACAUCAGGGCUGGAACGUACGCCCGUAAGCCCACCCUGCCAUACACACCAGGCACAGACGUAGCUGGAGUGGUGGAAACUGUUGGAGAGGGAGUCACUGCAGUAAAGGCAGGGGAUCGUGUGUUCACCACAGCCACAGAGUCUGGAGGUUAUGCAGAGUACACUGUAGCAGCUGACGACUGUGUACACAAACUGCCCGAUGCUUUAGACUUCGCCCAGGGUGCAGCCAUAGGGAUCCCUUACUUCACUGCCUACAGAGCUCUGCUUCACAAAGCUCACGCCAAGGCAGGAGAGACGGUCCUCAUCCAUGGAGCCAGUGGAGGGGUUGGUGUUGCAGCGUGCCAGCUGUCUCGCGCUCUGGGCCUCAAGGUGCUGGGGACAGCAGGGACACCAGAGGGAAUGAAGCUGGCUCUCAAUAACGGAGCUCACCUGGCCUUCAACCACAGAGAAGAGAGCUACACAGACAAAAUCAUGGAAGCCACAGAGGGCAGAGGCAUAGAUGUGAUAGUGGAGAUGCUGUCAAAUGUCAACCUCAGUAAAGACCUCCAGAUGUUGGCCUAUGGAGGACGUGUUGCGAUUGUUGGCUCCAGAGGCCCCAUAGAGAUCAACCCCAGAGACACCAUGGCUAAAGAGAGCAGCAUCAUGGGAGUGGCUCUUUUCUUUGCUACGCCGGAGGAGAAUAAGGAGUGUGCAGCGCUGCUCUAUGCAGGGAUGGAAGCUGGUUGGCUCCGUCCAGCCGUUGGUACCCAGCAUCCUCUCGACAAGGUGGCCCAGGCGCACCAUGACAUCAUUGAGUCUCCCGGGGCUGCUGGGAAGAUGGUCCUGACCAUGUGAUGACUUGGUCAUAUCACAGGCCAAAGGUUGCCAAGUAGGGUUGGGGAUAUUCAUAAAGGGGAAACUUUUGAGGAGCAGCUACAACAAGCAAACAAGUUUAUGAAAACUUAAACCAUAUUGUUAAUAAUUAAUGAAGAUUACACAAGAGGCAUUGACUUUGACUAUAACUGUAUUUUGUUUUUACUAAAUCUUACUAACAAGGAAUAAUGUGUAAAUAACAGAAACUGUUGUGUUCUCACUGAUUACGCUUGGUCUGAUUACUUGGCUUUUUUACAUGCUAGGCUAGGCUACAACAACAAAGUAUUUGUGAUGCCUUUGUCGGUUACAUGACCUUUGCAAUGUUUGUCAUAGCAGCUCCUUGAGUCUCCCUAAGUUAAGCUGUGGGUUGGUGCUUAAAGUAGGUUGAGCGGGCUGUGAAUAUGUAAUGCACUGUGAUGAUUAAAUAAUAGACCCUGCAUGAUUUCCUGCCGUACGGCGCGUCUAAUUAAUCACAAAGGUGCCAAAAUACUUUUCAGGCUGUGUGAAAGUGACAAAUAAAAGCACACGAGUUGAGGAGUGAGA
This is a messenger RNA of Micropterus salmoides (largemouth bass), 1645 nucleotides long. RefSeq names its product crystallin, zeta (quinone reductase) (gene cryz). The record is from RefSeq and is a predicted model, not a curated record. Gene Ontology annotation, cellular component: cytosol. The transcript is spliced from 8 exons. Bases 98 to 1084 code for a protein of 328 amino acids. Gene Ontology annotation, molecular function: NADPH binding; mRNA 3'-UTR binding; quinone reductase (NADPH) activity. NCBI's taxonomy places the organism in Eukaryota, Metazoa, Chordata, Actinopteri, Centrarchiformes, Centrarchidae.